Messenger RNA from Neltuma alba, 1264 nucleotides. RefSeq names its product 5'-methylthioadenosine/S-adenosylhomocysteine nucleosidase 1. Gene Ontology annotation, molecular function: methylthioadenosine nucleosidase activity. NCBI's taxonomy places the organism in Eukaryota, Viridiplantae, Streptophyta, Magnoliopsida, Fabales, Fabaceae. Bases 131 to 886 code for a protein of 251 amino acids. The transcript is spliced from 8 exons. The record is from RefSeq and is a predicted model, not a curated record. Gene Ontology annotation, biological process: nucleoside metabolic process.
AACCUAUUGGUAAAAUAGAAGAAAAGUCAGAAAACGCAACGACAAAAGCAUAGGGCUUUAUCAAGACCUUAGGACUCUGGAAGCAGCUGUGGCUCUUCGUGGCGACCAAUCAGACGCUGGGAAGGGAGCCAUGGCUGAUCAACCUCAGAAGCGACCUGUUUCCAGCAUCGUCUUCAUCAUUGCUAUGCAGUCUGAGGCGCUUCCUGUUGUGAAUAGGUUCCAGCUCACCGAGGACACUAACUCUUUGUUUCCACAAGGGGUCCCUUGGGUUUGCUAUAGUGGAACAUACAAAAAUCUCAAUAUAAAUUUAAUCUGGCCUGGGAAAGAUCCAACUCUGGGGGUUGAUAGUGUGGGCACCGUAUCAUCUUCUCUUGUAACAUAUGCUGCUAUUCAAGCAUUAAAGCCAGACUUGAUCAUAAAUGCAGGCACUGCUGGUGGCUUCAAGGCAAAAGGAGCAAGUAUUGGUGAUGUUUUCAUCAUAUCAGAUUGUGCUUUUCAUGACAGAAGAAUACCCAUACCUGUUUUUGAUUUGUUUGGAGUUGGUUCACGCAAAGCUUUUGAAACACCCAAACUUGUAAAGGAACUUAAUCUGAAGGUUGGUAAGCUGUCUACUGGUGACUCUCUAGAUAUGACGCAACAGGAUGAAGCAGGUAUUAUUGCAAACGAUGCCACAGUUAAAGAUAUGGAGGGAGCAGCAAUUGCCUAUGUUGCUGAUUUGUUGAAGGUCCCUGCAAUUUUUGUAAAAGCUGUCACUGAUCUUGUUGACGGUGAAAAACCAACUGCAGAAGAAUUCCUUCAGAAUUUGGCUGCCGUAACUGCUGCACUUGAUGAAGCAGUGGAUAAGGUCAUUAAUUUUAUCAGUGGAAAGUGCUUAUCUGAACUUUGAGAAUCUAAUUACACCUUAUACCCGAUUUUUAAUAUUAUAAUGUUACAUUAUUGUAUUACACUACCUUUGUUUGGGAUUUUAUGCCUUUUAUGCAAAAUAGCAACAAUUUGUAGGUUGAUAUAGAUAUUGCAGUGGUUGCCGUACAAGUGAGCUAGCCAAAAUGAUGGCUCUCAUCCCGCAGAUGUCCAUUGACAUCUUUUGAUGGAUUGCAUUAAGCCUAAUGAUUCAUUGUUGCUGCUGGAGAUUGUGGUAAAGAAAUGAUGGUUUGAGGAGCUAAAUUUUUUAAUGGAUGUUCCUUAUUAAGGUCCAAGGUUGUUGUAUGUCAAUAUCAAGAAGGUCAUGGUAUGAUUAAUUGUUAUGUUAUUACAUUGAUCAAAA